AUGGCUUCACUAACACUUACGUCUCUCUGCUGGGCUCUGCUGAUCCUCUUCGCCGUGGUUUUCGCCGCUGAAGGUGAAGCCCAGAACACUGUUACAGCGAAGUCUGGACAGGACGUAGUUCUACCAUGUCGAGUAUCACCAGACAAAACCAUCAGAGCUGUGAAGUGGAGCAGAGCUGACCUGGGAGAUGAAUAUGUGCUUUUGUACCGGGAUGAGCAGCUGGAUCCAGAAAACCAGCAUCCAUCUUUUAAGAACCGGGUGGAUCUGCAGGACAGGAAGAUGAAUAAUGGAGACGUGUCUCUGGUUCUGAAGAAUGUGACGACUGCUGAUGAUGGAUCAUACAAUUGUAAUAUUUUCAACGGAGGGACAAGGUCAUGGGAGUGCAUCAACACCGUCAGCCUGACUGUUUCAGGUCAGACAGCAGAACUCACAGUUGCACCUGUUGGACUCAUCGCUGGUCUGAGUGUUCCUGCUGUGGUUCUUGUUGCUGCUGUUAGUUUUGUGUGCUACAGAAAACAUAAACAACAGAACCGGGAUUUUAACUAG
Messenger RNA from Oreochromis aureus, 546 nucleotides. Its product is annotated as myelin-oligodendrocyte glycoprotein-like. The record is from RefSeq and is a predicted model, not a curated record. The transcript is spliced from 3 exons. Bases 1 to 546 code for a protein of 181 amino acids. Lineage: Eukaryota; Metazoa; Chordata; Actinopteri; Cichliformes; Cichlidae.